AUGUCAGGACAACCACAAGAGAGAAAAGGACAAUCAACUCAUCCGCCGAACUCCCCUAUGAUAAGCGCCCGGCGCACCGCAAGCCAAGCCACCCUCAACAAGCGACGGAGAAAGAAGCGUGCCGAACUCUUCAGCGACCUCCGAAGUCUCAGCAAUACUCCAGACGAUGUUGAAUCAAAUCAACCAUCUCGCUCAAGAAACGGCUGCACGCUUCGACGAACUAGCUCAGAACCUCACCGUUUCUUUUUUUAA
Messenger RNA from Microthlaspi erraticum, 252 nucleotides. NCBI's taxonomy places the organism in Eukaryota, Viridiplantae, Streptophyta, Magnoliopsida, Brassicales, Brassicaceae. The record is from the annotation of a GenBank genome assembly.